Messenger RNA from Rubroshorea leprosula, 1059 nucleotides. The record is from the annotation of a GenBank genome assembly. Lineage: Eukaryota; Viridiplantae; Streptophyta; Magnoliopsida; Malvales; Dipterocarpaceae.
UCCCACCAUGUCUCAAUCCUUCAACACUACUUCAAAGUUUUCACCUUUAAUCCCCAAAACCAACACUUUCUCUUUUCCCAUGACAACCCCUCCUUGUUCCAACUUUGAUGGACAAAGUAAUGGCGACCAACCCUCGUCGAGUUCGCGUUGGAAUCCGACGCCGGAGCAGCUGUUGGCACUGGAGGAACUCUACCGACUUGGACUGCGGACGCCGACUGCCACACAAAUCCAGACGAUUGCCGCGCGGCUACGUAGGUUUGGGAAGAUUGAAGGGAAGAAUGUCUUCUACUGGUUUCAAAACCACAAGGCAAGAGAAAGGCAGAAACGCCGCCGUGGAGUAUUAGAAACUGCUUCUAAAGAUGAGGAAGCAGAAGAACAACGUGAUGUUCAUGAUGAAACCUUGGGAAAGAGAGAAACAGGGUUGAGAAGGACAGGUUAUGAAGCUGAAGAGACAAAGACCAGGGGACCUCCUUCGAACAGCACUAGACAUUCAGAGGGAUCUACAGCAGCAACUGCAGAAAGUGGACCAAAUGGGUGGAUACCAUUGCAGGAGAGGGAAUUACAUCAGAAGAGAAAGCAAACCCUAGAAUAUAAUUUGUCUUAUUCUCCUAUUUCCUUCAUAAACCUCAUCAACACAACUCCAUUAGACCUUCUAAAUUCUUCACCUAAGUCCAUCCACGAGAACUUUACCAAUCUUGAAGAAGAAAACAGAGAAGAUCAGACCCUGGAGCUGUUUCCUCUUCAAAGCAGCAUACGUGAUCAAACCGGCAUUAACUUUGGGAAGAAACUAGACACCCAAUUUCACAUCACAACCAUAAAUCGCCACACCAACUUCACCCCAAACCAGUAUAUUGAGUUCCUCCCUCUCAAGAACUAAAGAAAGUAGCAGAGGAAGCAGCGCUAGGUAGCCUGUGGUUAGAAUUAAUCGAUGCAGUGGAAUUUAUUACAAGAUUUCUAUUUCUGCAAAGGAAGUUAAUACAUUUUAGGUUGUCUUUUUGUAGGAAAGUAGUGUUUGUGUCAUGCAUGGUACAAGUAGGAUAAUGAACAGCAAGUGUUAUG